GGUGGUUAGCUGAUGUGCCAGUUGAUGGUUUGAGUCUUUCUGCCAGGACCAGGCUGUCGUUCCUCGGGGGAGCUGUAGCAGCAUGUCAGAAGUUAGAUGAAGCUAGGCAGCUUUUUGGGGUAAAGUCAUCAAGGAUUUGAAAGACAGAACAGGAGUAUUGAUUCAACUAGUGCACAUCGCAUUUCGGGAAAACCAGGGAUGGGUACAAUCCCACACGAGAUCCGGAGACUCUUGGAUGACUGCGAGUUGUUUGUGACGGAGAUCCUUGAGGAUGAAGACCUGAGUGAAAGCGCCGCGGAGACGCGGAAGGUCCUGCUGAAUAACUUCCUGGUCGUUCAUGCAAGGCUUCCUCAGGAAUUCCCAGCAAGAUUUGACUCCAGGGACGAUGAGGGCUCUGAUGACAACCGCAGCUCCAGUCUCGGACGUUCUGCCCCUUCAGACGACGCCUCAGUGUCGGACUACCAGGAUGAUGGAGUCCCAGAGUGUGAGUCCACAAUAGAUUUAGGUGACAUCCCCCCAAUUGGAGCCCAGGAACUUACCAACAACUUGAAACAGGGCUUCCUGGAGAAGAAACGAAAAGAUCACAGCUUCUUUGGCUCAGAGUGGCAGAAGAGAUGGUGCGUCCUGAACCACUCCGUGUUUUACUACUUUGGGAGUGAAAAAGAUAAACAGCAGAAAGGCUCAUUUUAUAUCAGUGACUAUAGUGUGCAGCUGUCGAGUAGCCUGAGAAAAGACUCCAAAAAAAACGCCUGCUUCGAGUUCACAGCUCCUGGUCGACGGGCCUUCCAGUUCACUGCCAGCAGCCCUCAAGAUGCCCGAGAGUGGGUGGACCAAAUAAAUUUUGUUCUGAAGGAUCUCAGCUCCAAUAUCAUCCCGGUUGACGACGAUGAGUAUGAGGACGAGUACGAUGACAUUGAGGGCCUGGCCCAGGGUUCACCACUGAUGGCGAACCCUGGGCCAUCUGUGGCCCAGGGUUCACAGGUCAUCAAGCAAAUACGACGACAAGAGAAGUAUGAGCCUGAUGAUGAAGACGACAUCUAUGAGGAACUGCCAGAGGAAGAUCUUCAAGAACAAGUGGAAGAGACUGCUGAGAAGAACAACCAGUCAGCCAUGUCAUCAGAAUAUGCUAACUACUACCAGGGUUUGUGGGACUGCCAGGCCGACGAGACGGAUGAGCUGGAUUUUAAGAGAGGGGAUCUCAUCUAUGUCAUUAGCAAGGAGUACAACAUCCACGGCUGGUGGGUCGGUGAACUGAACGGCACCGUGGGCAUCGUCCCCAAGGACUUCCUGCAGCCCGCCUACAUCCUCUGAGAUCCAACAGCGCGCUCUCUUCGACACAUCCAGGCGUGACUCCACCGACGGAUACGGACACAAUUUCUUUCCCGCUUUUCAUCAUGUAGAUCCUGCGUGUUUGUGCAGGAUCUACUGUCCACCGUAGAUCACAUUUAUGUGAUGUGGAAACUAGAACUGUCAUUCUAGACGUAUUCAUCCAGAAAUGAGCGAUGCACACUGAAAGUCACUGUUUACGUAAGCUGGUAUUUUUGUCAAAUAUCAGAAUAAGCAACAUAUGUAACCAUACGGCCUUUAGAUAUUUUGAUUUCUUAACUUUUAACAUUAAAGAGUUAUGUGCAUGUUAAAUACUAUUAAUAAAUCAUCAAAUGAAAAUACUCA
Messenger RNA from Poeciliopsis prolifica (blackstripe livebearer), 1671 nucleotides. RefSeq names its product src kinase associated phosphoprotein 1 (gene skap1). Gene Ontology annotation, cellular component: plasma membrane; cytoplasm. The record is from RefSeq and is a predicted model, not a curated record. The coding region runs from base 199 to 1311 and encodes 370 amino acids. The transcript is spliced from 13 exons. NCBI's taxonomy places the organism in Eukaryota, Metazoa, Chordata, Actinopteri, Cyprinodontiformes, Poeciliidae. Gene Ontology annotation, molecular function: protein binding.